UUUUGAUAGAGCCACAUUUCUUUUUUCUUAAAAAUUUAAUUAAAAGGUGUUACUUUAUAUAUAAAAUAGUUUAUUUUAAGGAAAUCUUAGAUUUAAUUGUUAGAUUUAUGUAUAUAGAAAGUAUUUUUAUAAAUUUGCUUGUUGAAUCUUCGGCAAAGUAGAAAUUCAUCAUAGAGAAAGUGAAUAAAAAUGGCAGACUAUUUAAUAUCCGAGGCUGAAGAAUCUGAAGAUGAUGAAGAAUUAGAACCACAUGAACGGAAAAAACUGAAAAAAAUUAGAGCUGUAGCUGAUUCCAGCGAAGAAGAAGAGGAAGAUGAUGAAGAAAAAAUCAGGGAGGAAUUAAAAGAUUUGAUCGAUGAUAAUCCAAUAGAUGAAGAUGGUGAUGAUUCAGACGGUUCAGAUGCAUCAGAUGGCUCUCGAGGUAAGAGAAAACGAAGUGAUAAUGAAGAUGAUUUUGACGACCGUUUAGAAGACGAUGAUUACGAGUUACUUGAAGAAAAUUUGGGCGUGAAAGUUGAUAGAAGGAAACGAUUUAAACGGUUACGGAGGGUUCAAAGUGAAGAAAGUGAAGGAGAAGAACAAGAAGAUGAAAAUUUGGCUAGAGAAGCUAUAGCUGGUCAGCUAUUUGAAGGCGGAAGUGACGAGGAACGGGAUCUUAACACGGAAACCGAAAGACGAUCAGAAAGAAGUCACCGUGAGCCAGAAGUCGAAAAUUUCGAUGAAGAUGAAGAUGAAGAGUCUGACGCCGAUGAUUUCAUUGUUGAUGAUGAUGGCCAACCUAUUGCUCAAAAAAAGAAAAAACGUCAAAGAAUUCAUGGAGACGCAACACUGCAAGAAGGGCAAGAUAUAUUUGGUGUUGAUUUUGAUUAUGAUGAGUUUUCAAAAUAUGAUGAUGAUGAAUAUGAAGAGGAAGAGUCCGAUGAAUAUGAAGAAGAUUUUGAUGGAAAUGAACGGGAACCACGACCGAAAAAAUCAAGCAAAAAAAAAACUCAGAAAAAAUCAAUAUUUGAAGUUUUCGAACCUAGUGAGCUGAAACGCGCCCAUUUCACUGAUUUAGAUAAUGAAAUACGAAGAACUGAUAUACCCGAAAGAAUGCAAUUACGAGAAGUUCCUAUUACGCCAGUUCCAGAGGGUUCAACAGAAUUACAAGAAGAAGCUGAGUGGAUUUAUAAACAAGCUUUUUGUAAACCUUCAGUUUCUGAACAAGAAGAUAGUCAAGGUAACCGAUCAAGAAAACCACCUAGUACUGUUGGAAAAAUCAAAAAAGCUUUAGAGUAUAUGAGAAACCAACAACUUGAGGUUCCAUUUAUAGCAUUCUAUCGUAAAGAAUAUGUUCAACCCGAAUUGUAUAUAAACGAUUUGUGGAAAGUUUACAAAUACGAUGCUAAAUGGUGUCAGUUGCUUCAAAGAAAAACAAAUCUUUUACAACUUUUUGAAAAAAUGCGAACUUAUCAAUUAGACACAAUAAUGGCAGAUCCUGACAAACCUUUGCCAGAAGAUGUACGUAUUUUAAGAGAUGAUGACAUAGAUAGAUUAAAAAAUGUUCAAACGCCAGAAGAACUCAAAGAUGUACAUAUGCACUUUUUGUUACAUUAUUCCCAUGAAAUACCAAAAAUGCAAGAUAUAUGGCGCCAAAAGGAGAAAGAACGUAAAAAAAAGGAAAAAGCAGAAGCAAAAAGAAAAGCUUUGGAAGCUUCUGAAAAUGCAACUGAGAAUGGGGAAGAUGGUGCUGAACCACCUCCAAUUGAAGAUCUUAACAUUGAGGAAGAUGAGGAAGAAGAACAAAUUGAGGAACAUAUUAAACAGGCAAAAGAUUCUGGUCCUUAUGCGAUGUGCCGUAAAGCUGGCAUUUGUGGUUUUGCUAAAAGAUUUGGACUAUCGCCAGAUCAAUAUGCAGAAAAUCUUCGAGACAACUAUCAACGUCAUGAAGUUGAUCAGGAACCAGUUCAGCCACGGGAGCUAGCAAAAGGAUAUUUAUGUCCCAAAUUUAUGAUGGUUGAUGAAGUUAUGCAUGCUGCCAAAUUUGUUGUAGCUAGACAAAUCGCAAAAGAACCCUUAUUACGGAAAUGUGUAAGAGAAGUUUUCUAUGAAAGAGCUAAAAUUAACGUUCGGCCUACAAAAAAGGGUAUAAAAGAAAUUGACGAAAACCAUCCAUGUUACACUAUGAAAUAUUUAAAAAAUAAACCAGUUCGUGAUUUAAAAAAUGAGCAAUUCUUAAAGCUGAUGAUUGCUGAGCAUGAAGAUAAGGUUUUGGAAAUUGAGAUUCUCGACACUAUUGAGGGACACACAUCGAACUCUUUUUUGGAAGAAGCUAAGCAAUUGUAUCAAAGAGAUGAAUUUUCAAAAAACGUUCAAGAGUGGAAUGCUUUAAGAGCUGAAUGUGUUGAAAUCGCUCUCAAAAAGAUGGUUAUUCCCGAUUUGAAAAAAGAGUUACGAUCAGUUUUGAUAGCUGAGGCAAAAGAUUUCAUUUUAAAAUCCUGUUGCAAAAAAUUACAUAAUUGGAUUAAAAUUGCUCCAUAUCAACCCCCUGACGAUUUUUGUGAUGAAGAAGAUUAUGAUGAAUGGGAUUUUGCGAAAGGUAUUAGAGUAAUGGGGCUUGCAUAUGUGCCAGAUGUUUCUCAGGCUGCAUUUUGUGCAAUAACAAGUCACGAAGGCGAAGUUACAGACUACCUAAGAAUUCCACACGUAUUGAAAAGAAAAAAUACUUAUAAUAUUGAACAGAAACAAUUAAAAAUGGAAGAAUUAGAAAAUAUUAAAAAUUUUGUUCGAACAAAAAAACCCCAUGUGAUUGCUAUUGGCGGGGAAUCACGCGAAGCCUUGUCAAUUCAAUAUGAGCUGCGAGAAAUGGUUAAAGAGUUGGUUGAAGAAGAACAAUUUCCUAAAAUAAGUGUAGAAAUUGUUGAUAAUGAUUUAGCCAAGAUUUAUUCAAAUUCAAAAAAAGGUGAAAGCGAUUUCCGCGAAUAUCCAAGUGUACUUAAGCAAGCUAUAUCCAUAGCAAGGCGUAUGCAAGAUCCAUUAGUAGAAUUUUCUCAAUUAUGCACAGCUGAUGAAGAAAUAAUGUGUUUAAGGUAUCAUCCAAUGCAAGAUCAUGUAAACAGUGAUGAAUUACUUGAAAAUUUGUAUUUGGAAUUUAUAAACCGCACCAAUGAAGUUGGUGUUGAUAUAAAUGUUGCCGUACAAAAUUCUUUAACGGUGAAUCUAGUACAAUUUAUUUGUGGUUUAGGACCUCGUAAAGGAAUAGCAUUAAUUAAAUUGCUGAAACAAACAAAUCAAAGGCUUGAAAAUCGAACACAACUUGUAACAAAUUGUCAUAUGGGUCCUAAAGUAUUCAUAAACUGCUCUGGUUUCAUUAAAAUUGAUACAAAUUCGUUAGGGGAUAGCACUGAAGCAUACGUUGAGGUAUUAGAUGGUUCAAGAGUGCAUCCUGAAACUUAUGAAUGGGCCAGAAAAAUGGCUGUCGAUGCGUUGGAAUAUGACGACGAUGAAGCAAAUCCAGCUGGAGCUCUGGAAGAAAUUUUAGAAUCCCCAGAACGUUUGAAAGACCUUGAUUUAGACGCGUUUGCCGUUGAAUUAGAGCGACAAGGUUUUGGCAACAAAAGCAUUACUUUGUAUGAUAUAAGAGCUGAGUUGAAUUGCCGAUAUAAAGAUCUAAGAACACCCUAUCGAUCACCAAAUGCGGAAGAGCUUUUCGAUAUGUUAACCAAAGAAACUCCAGAAACCUUUUACGUUGGUAAAAUGGUUUUGGCUAAUGUGUAUUCCAUUGCACAUAGAAAACCACAAGGGGAACAAUUAGAUCAAGCAAAUCCGGUACGAAAUGAAGAAACUGGUUGCUGGCAAUGUCCGUUUUGUUUAAAAGAUGAUUUCCCAGAAUUGUCAGAAGUUUGGAAUCAUUUCGAUGCUGGAGCAUGCCCUGGUCAAGCUUUCGGGGUUAAAGUUCGAUUGGACAAUGGUUUAUCUGGCUUUAUUCACAUCAAAAACCUCUCUGAUAAGCAUGUUAAAAAUCCAGAAGAAAGAGUUCAAAUUAAUCAAACUAUUCAUGUUCGAGUUACGAAAAUUGAUGUUGAAAGAUUUUCAGUUGAUUGUACGUCAAAGUCAUCAGAUCUGAUAGAUAAAAAUAAUGAAUGGCGACCAAAAAAAGAUCCAGAUUAUGAUCAAGAAGUGGAAGAUAAAGACAAUCGAAAAGAAGAUGACACUAAGAAGAACAAGUCGAGGCAGCAGUAUGUAAAGCGAGUGAUUGUGCAUCCUUCUUUUCACAAUAAAUCCUAUGGCGAAGUUGUUAAAAUAAUGGAAACUAUGGAUCAAGGUGAGGUUAUAGUUCGACCUUCUAGUAAGGGAUCAGAUCAUUUAACUGUUACAUGGAAAGUUACUACGGAUAUUUAUCAACAUAUUGAUGUUCGCGAAGAAGGAAAAGAAAAUGUAUUCAGUUUAGGACAAUCGUUAUGGAUUGGAAAUGAGGAGUUUGAAGACUUAGACGAAAUUAUAGCUAGGCACGUUAAUCCAAUGGCAGGUUAUGCUAGAGAUUUAUUAAAUUAUAAAUAUUACCGUGAUACACAAGGUGGUCUUAAGGACAAAAUGGAAGAAAUUUUAAAGGAAGAAAAGCGGAAAGACCCAAAGAAAAUCCAUUACUUUUUUUCAGCCUCCAAAAACUACCCAGGAAGAUUUUUGUUAUCAUGUUUACCAAAAACAAAGUGUCGCCAUGAGUACGUUACAGUAAUGCCUGAAGGUUUUCGAUAUCGCGGACAAAUAUUCGAUUCAAUAAACUCAUUGCUAAAAUGGUUUAAGGAACAUUUUGCUGAUCCAAUGCCUAGUACAACGCCAGUAUCUACACCGAGACCUGGUAGCGUUUCAAGUUCUACCCGUACACCCAAUUCAUAUGCAACUCCCGCUGGAAUGAGUUCCAUGAGUUCGGAUACCAUUAACAAAGUCGCAAGAGACAUGCCUCCACAUAUGCUACAUUCAUUAGCUCAGGUAGCUGCUACAGGCGGUGCACAAACUCCACAUUUUACAAACACUCCUGGUGGAUAUGGUACUAGUUAUAUCAACACACCUUAUACACCUAGCGGACAAACUCCAUUCUUAAUGACACCUUAUACGCCACAUGGGUCACAAACACCACGAUAUGCUCCUAGUCCUAGUUCAGCCUCAGAUACAAAUGGUCCAUUUAUUAAACCAAAUGCACCGUCAUAUGGUGCAUCAUCAAGGCAUGGUCCUGGAUCAGUUCACUCUUCACCUGCUUAUGGCAGGUCACCUCGAACAAACAUGGGACAUCCAGGCCAUGGUGGCCACAGAGGAGGACCAGGACAGACAGGUCAUGGGGGAUAUCACCAAGAAAAUAUAGACUGGCAAAUGGCCAACGAUGCGUGGGCGUCCAGGAAGAAACCAAAUUCUACUCCCAGAGAUAAUAUCCCUGGAGGUUUCACUCCGCGUGGUGGUCACAAUAAUAGAACUCCCCGUUAUGAUGAUACUUUCUCGAAAGAAACGCCGCAGUAUGAUGAAAGACCUUCAAGCCGAUCAAGUAGGUCAGGCGCAAAUGACAACCGUAAGAGCCCGAGAUCCAUACGUAGCACACCAAGAACUAACACAUCGCCAACCUCAAUGACUUUAGGUGAUUCUACUCCCCUUUACGAUGAAAAUUAAAUGUAAGAAAUUUGAACAUUUACAAACCGAAAAUAUUUAAAUCAAUUAAAAUUUUACUUUACGGGAAUGUUAUAAAAAAUUUGUUGCAAAAUUAGGGUUAACAGUAGAAUUUCCGAAUUAUACUUUUUAACAAUUGUCAUGUAAAAUUAGAUAAUAUUUUCUUUUAUAAUUAAUGAUAAUUAUUUUGAUUUAAUAUUUUUAGAUUUUUAAUUUAUAAAUAAUAAGUUUAUGAUAUAGUUAAUAAAUCUAUACGUACCAGAAAAAAAAACAAA
This is a messenger RNA of Condylostylus longicornis, 5909 nucleotides long. RefSeq names its product transcription elongation factor SPT6 (gene Spt6). Bases 190 to 5637 code for a protein of 1815 amino acids. Lineage: Eukaryota; Metazoa; Arthropoda; Insecta; Diptera; Dolichopodidae. Gene Ontology annotation, cellular component: transcription elongation factor complex. The record is from RefSeq and is a predicted model, not a curated record. Gene Ontology annotation, biological process: transcription elongation-coupled chromatin remodeling; nucleosome organization; positive regulation of transcription elongation by RNA polymerase II. The transcript is spliced from 9 exons. Gene Ontology annotation, molecular function: nucleosome binding; DNA binding; histone binding.